Molecule: messenger RNA, 1139 nt
Organism: Phragmites australis (common reed)
Lineage: Eukaryota; Viridiplantae; Streptophyta; Magnoliopsida; Poales; Poaceae
Exons: 4
Coding region: 107-799 (230 amino acids)
Cellular component (GO): mitochondrial matrix
Source: RefSeq, a predicted model, not a curated record
GGAAAUUUCAACCCAUGAUCUGGCCAGGCCCAAACACAAGAGCCCGUCGCUCACAGAUCUGUUAGAGAAGAGCGUUCCGCACCCUGAGAGGCAAAGCGUCGAACGCAUGGCGCGCGCCCUCCUCCGCCGCGCGCUUUCCCUCUCCGCCGCCGCCGCAACCCCCCGAGUCGCCACCUUCACCACCUCUUCCUCCUCCUCCGCCGUCGCGCCGCUUCGCUCCCCCCUCGACGACCGCCUCCUCCGUCUCCUCCGCUCCGAGAUCUCCUACCUCUCCGACCGCCGCCCUCCCUACCCGCCGCCGAGGAGCUUCAAGUCGUUCGCGGUGGAGGACCGUCCGGGGGAGCAGUGGGUGCGCCUCCGCUCCUCCCGCGCCGGAGCCGAGGAGGUCAAGGUCGAGGCCACCAUGUUCGACGGCGCCACGGAGCCGCCCCCGGACGAUGCGCCCCUCUUCCGCCGCGUCGAGUCGCUCGAGCGUGGGCCGCGCCUCCACCUCAGCCUCAUCGUCGAGGUCACCCGUGGCGACCGCGUCCUCGGCUUCAUCUGCUCCGCCUGGCCCGACGACCUCGCCGUCUGCAGCGUGCUUACCCUCAAGGGCGGCGGCGGCGAUGGCGAUGGCGGCCGUGGUGGACGCAACUUCGACAAGAUGAAGGCUGGGGAGAGGGAUGCGGUGAGGCAGUUCUUGAAGGAGAGGGAGGUGGACGACGAGCUCGCCGAGUUCUUGCAUGAUUACAUGGCGAACAAGGAGAAGAUGGAGCUGCUCCGGUGGUUGAAGACAGUCGAAUCAUUCAUCGACAAGUAGGAUAACAAGGUGCGCACACAGCAGGCAUCCAGCUGAUAUAAGGUCGAUUUCCGAUCAUAUUACUCCCUGAACUGAGAAAGUGAGAAUGAAUAGGCUCCAGCAACUGGUGCUAAGAGAUGGUCUCUUAGACUCCUACGUUUUCUGAAUUAUCCACCUUCCCGUCACCAAAGCUGCCUAGUCAUUCUUGUUGCAGAAGAAGUUUUAGUUUCACUUUACAUAGUAGCUAAGUGCUCGGGGAAACAGUUGUCCCCCGUCUGAGAAAUUACCGACAUCCCAUCUGGUGAUCUCAAUAUCCAACUGCAUUAUCGUUUAUUUAUGCAAUAGAUAUUGAUCUGGAUUC